AUGUCGCUCCAGGAGCCCAGCUUACUCUACGCCGUAAUGGCUUUCGCCGCUGUUCACCUUGAUGCCAUCAGUAUGCUGCCCGGAAACUCGCAACGACUUAUCGACAGUCUCCAUUGGGCAAGCAUCAACCAUCUCCGAAGAUUGUUGGAACAUGCUGACACCACGUCACAAACCGUAGCAUUGGCUACAACGAGAACGCUCUGCCAGGCUCAGAUCUAUGGUGGAACAUCAUUAUGGCGCAUCCAUCUCGAUGGUGCGCGUGCUAUCAUUCAGUCUUCUCAAACAGGCCAAGUGAUGACUCGGCCUAACAUUGCUGUGAACACGGGGUUUUUGGAUAGUUGGUUCCAUAAUGCGGAAGCACUAGCUUCCCUGAGCCCGGCCGGGCUGCUCGGUGGUCAGCUUCUUUUCCACGGCCAGUCUGACUCUGGGGCGUUUCUCGACAUUUACGGUGGCGUCAUGUCUGAUCUUCCAGCAUUGUUCAAAGAAGUCGGAGCUCUCCUGGAAAAGAAGCACACACGGACACCUGAACUCGAACUCGAAACGGAUAGUCUCGUCCAACAGAUCCUUGGUAGGCUUUUCCGCGACAAAGCCGAGAACAUGGUCAUCGCAUCAGAUAUGCUCUCGUCCCUCUCAGCGAACGAUAUCCAAAACUAUGCCCUCAGCAACGCCGGGUUUCUCUAUAUGGCACUCUUGCACCUGUACUGUAGUAUGAGAUCUCUGCCUCCUUUCGCUGCCGAAGUCCGCUUUUGCAUUGCUCAAAUCAUUAAUUGCGCUCAUAAAAUGUCUCGUGAGUCUGGACUGUCGCCUAGAGUACUGCUAGUCUCACCCUUGUUCACCGCUGGGCUUUAUGCUAUCGGGUCUGCGCGAGAUGAGAUCAGGCAUGAGCUGGCAGACAUCGGAAGAUGGAUGAAGACUCCUCAUCUUUUUAAGACACUGGAGCUAUUGGAAAGAGUUUGGCUUCAACAUCCUGAUGACUCCACGCGCACUUGGGAAACGAUUGAAGAUAUCAGCGUUGACUUUCUUCCUUACUAA
Messenger RNA from Fusarium musae, 1032 nucleotides. RefSeq lists its product as uncharacterized. Gene Ontology annotation, molecular function: DNA-binding transcription factor activity; transcription cis-regulatory region binding. The record is from RefSeq and is a predicted model, not a curated record. Gene Ontology annotation, biological process: positive regulation of transcription by RNA polymerase II. Bases 1 to 1032 code for a protein of 343 amino acids. Gene Ontology annotation, cellular component: nucleus. NCBI's taxonomy places the organism in Eukaryota, Fungi, Ascomycota, Sordariomycetes, Hypocreales, Nectriaceae. The transcript has a single exon.